AAGAAACCAACUUAACAAACACGCUAUCGACAAAACCAACAAUACCAAAUGAGUUAGAUGAGAUCCUCAAUUACUUAAAAAAUAAUGAUAUCGACACAACACAACUAACUCUUCCCAUCACAGACCAAAAGGCUGCCUCUGAAACCCUCAAAAUAUUACAUCAAUAUUUCACAAGCAAAACUAUACCAAACUCCAUUUUAGCACUCCCACCUCUCCCAGAACCUACCUGGUGA
Messenger RNA from Ambispora leptoticha, 233 nucleotides. Lineage: Eukaryota; Fungi; Glomeromycota; Glomeromycetes; Archaeosporales; Ambisporaceae. The record is from the annotation of a GenBank genome assembly.